This is a messenger RNA of Harmonia axyridis, 2850 nucleotides long. RefSeq names its product zinc finger MYM-type protein 1-like. The coding region runs from base 297 to 2495 and encodes 732 amino acids. NCBI's taxonomy places the organism in Eukaryota, Metazoa, Arthropoda, Insecta, Coleoptera, Coccinellidae. The transcript is spliced from 2 exons. The record is from RefSeq and is a predicted model, not a curated record.
GGCUGCAAAUGUAGCACUUCACGUCAGGCCUGCCGAUGGCCGCGGAAUCUACCAAUGAGUCAGUAAAGGAUAGAUACAUUGGUGUGUAGAGUGAAAUAUACGAAAUAAGGCGAAGAGUAGGCGCUGAUCUUGUCCGCCUUUCAGUACUUUCGAAAACGUUCUCUGAGUGAUCUCGCAGCCAGGAAUUGUAAAGAUUCCAGUUCAGUUUAUUAUUAUAAUUACCUACCGAUAAUUAUAAUAUUUGAGUUGUUUUAGUUUAGUUGGAACAUUAGUUCGUAUUUUCAAAUUCUUGAGAAAUGGAUCCCAUUCCUGACAUUAUUCGUUCCUUAUUGGAAACUCCUUUUUCUUGGUUGGACGAUAAUAAACGAAAGGAUAUCGUUAAAAUUGGCCGUCCGACACCUUCUCUCAAUUUUCAAACACUUGAUAAAAGGCAUGGCGAAACAUUUUCACGUACUUUCAAAACCCACUGGUAUGGCAGUCGCCAGUGGCUGUGCGGUAGCUCUUUCAAACAGGCUUUAUUUUGUUGGCCCUGUUUACUUCUUGGAAAGGCCAGAAAUAAUGUUUGGGUUUCACAGGGAUAUUCGGACAUGAAGAAUUUAUCCGCUGGUGUUAAAAAACACGAGUUAUCGAGGGAGCACAUGCGUAGUUUUUUGAGUUUGAAAAAAUUGGAAAAGGACACACGCACUGUUCAAGACGAUCCACAAAUGCAGUCUUCAUUGACUUUGAAAUUGUUAAAUGAAGAAAUAAGGAAAAAUAGAAGGUUGAUGAGUUACUUAAUUGACGUUACUUGCUUUUUAGCAAAACAGGAAAUUUCUUUCUUAGGUCAUAAUGAAAACAGCGAUUCUUUUGAUUCCGGAAAUUUCAAUGAAACUUUUGAUUUAUUAGUUAAGCGAGAUGCGGAGAUACAAAAUCAUUUGAAGAAAAUUGACCAUAUUUUCUCGGGGUUAUCCGAAACCAUUCAAAAUGAUCUGAUUAGUUGCAUUUCUGAACAUCUCACUGACAAAAUUCACGCGGAAAUUAAGGAGUCUUUAUUUUUUGCCGUACAAGUAGACGAUACAACCGAAAUUUUGGAAAAAUCUCAGUGCGCUAUUUCUAUCAGGUAUGUAAACAAACAGGCCGAAAUUAGGGAAGUCUUUUUAGGAUUUUAUGACGUUAGUGAAGACAGAAAGGCCGAUCCAAUGUACGAUUUAAUAAAGUCAGUUUUACAGCCGUUUGAUUACAGAAAAAAAUUAGUCGGACAGUGUUAUGAUGGCGCCAGUGUGAUGGUAGGUUCUCUGAAUGGGUUGCAGAAAAAAAUCAAAGAUGACGCACCAGCGGCUCUAUUUACACAUUGUUACGCGCAUAGGCUCACUUUAGUUUUACAGGGUGGUUUGAGGAAUAUGAAAAACUGCCGGAUCUAUUUUGCUACUGUAACAUCAAUUUCCGGAUUUUUUCACCAGUCAGCAAAACGCACUUUUAUUCUGGAUUCUAUUCUCCAAAACAGAAUUCCCUCUUCUUCUGAUGAUAACAGAUGGACUUCCAAGUCUAAUAUUAUUCAGGUUAUAGACUCCGACUGGAGCAAUAUUAAAAAUGUGUUCUCGAAAAUAAUCGACGAUAAAAACUCAUCGAUAGAGUCUGUUAAUGGUGCUAGGGGGUAUUUUCAAGAUAUGAACAGUCUAGAAUUUUCAUUUUUAACGACAGUUUUCAAGAAUAUUUUCGAUAUCACCGAUCCCCUUUUCGAUAUUCUCCAAAAAAAUUCAAUAGAUGUCGAUUACUGCAAAAAUCAAAUUAUUUCAGCGCAAGAACGCAUAAAAUCCUUGAUGAGUGAGGACUUCUUCAAUAUAAUCUUUGAAAAAGCACAAUCGCGAAUUGGAUUGGAUGAAGUUGACAUCCAACAUUCCAAAAGGAUCAGAUUAUCAGACUCUGAUGUAAAAGACGAUGAGAGAUUAUCUUCGAUAGUUUCAUUCUAUGAAAUCAUCGAGAAUAUUGUGAGUCAACUUGACAUAAGAUUUGCAGACAUGUCAGAAUUAUUAUAUUUUUCUUUAGUAGAUUCUUCAAAAUUUAAAGCAUACACUAGCAACUUUCCCACCGUUUCAGUAGAUCAUCUCACUAAAUUUUAUAAAAAUAUGUUUGACAAACAACAAUUAAUAAGUGAAUUAACUGUAAUAUACCAAGACGAAGAUUUUUCAAAAUUACCGAAUAUAGCAUCAAUUUUGAAACACUUCGUGAUUGAUGAUCUUCAAAAAAUAUUUCCAGAGGCUUACAAAUUAUUCACAUUAACUGCUACCAUUCCAUCAACAAGUAUUUCAGUAGAAGGACAUUCUUCUUGCUUCAAACGUGUCAAAACCUAUUGCCAAAAUUCAAAGAAAAAUCAUAGGUUGUCGUCGCUAGCACUUCUUUCGAUAGAAAAAGAAUUGUUUUGUUCGCUGCAGAAGGAUGAUGAUUUCAUGGAUCAAAUUAUCAAUAAGUUCGUUGUAUUGAAUAAUCCGUCAAUUAGUUUAAUCUAUAAGAUUUAAAUUUAGUUGUGCAGAUGCACCCUUACGCCCCUUCCCACUCAGAUAUUAAUAACAUUUCAUAAAUAUACAGGGUGAGUCGGGAACGGGCUGAACUCCAUGAGCCUAUUGUACACGUGAAAAUAAUUCAAAAAAACUCAUAUGUUCUCAUACAAUGAACAUAUGAGUUUUUUUGAAUUAUUUUCACGUGUACAAUACGCUCCUGGAGUUUGGCCCGUUCCUCCCGACUUACACCCUGUAUAAUUCAAAAUCUGUUUUUCGCCUAAACCUAUCCAAAUCUUACGAGCCGCUACUGCAAAGAAAUGCCAAGAUACAGAAAAAAAGAAGAAUUUUCGAGGGUUGCCGAAUUCAUGGAAAU